UAAGCCCAUUUUCAUUUAUCUUUCUUAUUCCCUUUGCAUUCAAGACAAACUAUUUAAUAGAAUUGCAUGCAUUUCACCCGAGUGUGGGUUGUACAUUACAGAACAAAAAUUUCAUUCAUGCGCCAUACCACGGUUUCCUCUUAUCGAUCCAUGACAUGCUUAAGACUAUUCCUGGUACCUAGUCGACUCCUCUGGAGCUAAUUCCUACCCGGGUAUAAGAAUCCGAAUUCGGGUGAGUGCUUUAGCUCCCACCACCCAGCAGAAAACAGAAGAGAAAGUAGUAUUGGUUAUGCACAGUGUAUAGAACUUCUCGUUACUUUGCUACUUUCUCGUCGUCCCAGCCCAGACUUACACCACCAUGACCACCCGAGAACCGAAAAGGCAGACUUGUACCCUUUCUCCUUCCAUUUACUCAUCAUCGCCACUAUUCACCGUGCCAUACCAUCAACACCACCUUUCCUCUCCCCCAGCAGAAAUAUAGAGCACGAGUUACACCCAAUUGAUUCACCCACUCACACUUUACACCACUGCAAUCAUUCCAUCGACGGAUGAGAGAUAAGUGACAAACAAGUAACAAACUAAUUCGCGACAAGUUUUUGUCGGAUAAAAAAGUAUCAGAUUUAGAAGAAAGUUUGAAAAUAAGAAAUGAGAAUUUCUUGGGACAUGAGUGAACCCACGCUACGAUCAUGCUUAUCCAUCUGAUCAGUUUCGACAGUAGUUUUUGCUUAGCAGAAUAUGUUAAAGGGCGUAAAGAAGGGGCUGAAGAAGAAGAUAAAAGGGAAGAAGCACGGCAAAGCGGACGAGGACGACUUAUUUGACCCAGAGCAGUUGGAAAAACUUAAGCGUGAACUUGAAGAGAAGCGUAAAGCCGAAGCAGCUGAAGGAGGCGAAUCAUCGUCCCAUAACGGAGGUCAACAAGCAGCUGCGUCCAGUGCCGCACAAGACGAGGAGUGGGCAAAAUUUAAAUUACUCACUGCCGGAGUUGACACCGUCUUAAACAAAGCAACUGAAGAAUUAGGAAAAAUUAAAGAAACUUCAUUCUUUCAAAGAGUUGUCACUGAUCCUACAAAUCUUUGGAGACCUGAUAAAGGCCCAGGAGCGCCAGUAGUAGAAACUAAAGUUGAAGAAGAGGUCGAGGUUCCAGUAGAAGAAGAGAUUCCAGAAGAGCCUGUCGUCGCUCCAGAAGACGUUGAACCAGUUGAACUUGACGAUUCCCUUUUCGACACUGCUUAUUUAGAUGCUAUCGCCGCUGGUGAAAUCAAGCUAGCCUACAUCCCCGAUUCCCCCACAGAAGAAGAGGGCGACGAUCCAUUUGACACUUCUGGCGUAGCAGACGUCGUCAAACGAAUCGAGGAGGCCGAAAAGAAGGCCAAGCGACAAGUCAACCUCGGUUCUGCCGCAAGUUUUCUUAGUGGGAAGGGUGCUACCGAGGGGGAGCUCGACAACAGCAGGGCACGCCCCAGAGCAGGUGGAAGGACUGGGAGAGCGCGUCCCAGGGCUGUAAAUCUCUUAGGCGACUCUGAAAACGCUCCUGCCGCCCCAAUCUUUGAAAGUGCAAGUAAAAAGGAAGAACAAAAGGAUAUUUUUGACGACCUCCUCAACUCUGAACCAAACGACGCAUUACCGCUACCAGAACUCGAAUCUUGUAUUUUGGCAAGCACUUCUCCCGUUCCGAGCGUCCAAGUUGUAAAAUCCGAGUCACCCACUACUGACAAAGCCAUACAAGAUAUCCUUGGCGAAUUUGAUGAUAUCUUAGCAAAAGCAGAAUCAUCCAGUAGCGAACCACCCACACGACUUGUUGGAGGAAGUGCAGAUUAUUUAAGAUCAAUUUUAGAACCGGAGGAAGACCUCGACGACGAAUUUGCAGCCCUUGCAAGUGAGUCCUUAGCAAAAAGCCCGUUGCCUGUGAAAGAGGAGGAGGCAGAAGCAGAACCAGAAGAGGACGACCCCUUCGACACAACCUUUGUCGAAAAGGUUGUCGUUGAAGAGAAAGAAGUUGAACAAGUUGAAUUAAAAAAGGACGACGACGAUGACUUUGAUUUUGAUCCCCGAGCUGACGAACCUGCUCGUCUGACCCCACCACCACAAUCUCUUUUAGACGAUCAUUCCCCCACUGGAGAAAACUUGCCCACACUCGAACUUCAAUUUAGAGCCAAAGCAGCAACUGGGCAUUUAGUUGAUCACGCAGAAUUAAAGGCACCCGGUGAAAAAGAAACCGAUCCUUUUGAUACAUCAACAGUAAAAGUUGUCCUACCUGGUCGAGCAGAACUAAAAUUACUAGAAGAAGAACUUCUUAACGCAGAGGUUGCCCCAUUGACGGCAAAAAUCCCCCACUUGCCAGCUAAAUUUAGCGCCCCUGCAAAACCAGUAGAACCAGAGGACGACUUUGAUUUUAAUCCACGUUCUGAGGAGGAAAAGCCUGAUCAUCCAUUCGAUCAGGGAGACGAGAUCGUAAAUCCACCCCUAGCCGACUCUGAGGAUCACAGAGUUUUAAUUCCACAACAAGAAGAAGAGGCGGAACUAGACCCAUUCGACACGAGUUGCGUUGCAGGUCUCAACUUGGGUCCGGGACAGUUAGAAUUAAAACUACUGGAAAGCGAAUUGGUCUCCAGAGACGAAACUCAACAUCCUGUUACAGCAGGGACAAGUGGUUUAGAACAACUUGAGGACGACUUUGAUUUCGAUCCACGUGGUGACGAGGAACCCGAUCCAUUCGUUGUUGUUGUAAAGCAAGGAAUUCUCAAGACAGAGGACAUAUUUGGUGAUCACGAGGAGGAGUUUAUUGGCACGGACAAACCUUUAAUUCCUCAACAGGAGGGUGUAACGCUAUCCCCUAAACCACUUCAACCAGAGAAUCAAGGAGACCACGACGACGACGUUGACCCAUUUGACACUUCUUCCAUUGAAGUGAUUAAGCUUUUGCCACCCUCAGAACUAAAAGCGAUCGAAGCUCAUCUCAUCUCAGCACCCGAAUUUUCUCAAACUGCUCCUCAAAUUAAACUAAAAGCUGCAUUUUCUGCACCAGCCGUUCCCCAAACGUUUGUCGAAUUAAAACCGCAACUUACUGUGGACGAGGAAGCUGCAUCGGAAAAACCACAUCUUUUGGAAGAGGAGGAUCCAUUUCAUCUAGAAAUUGAACACAAACCACUGACUCCUCUAGAAAUUCCUGACUUUGACCCCUUUGAUACAUCCAUUGCAGAAGGCGUGAUUCCAGGAAAAACUGAAAUUCGUGUCCUUGAGCAAGAACUUCAACUUGGGUUUGACGGAUUGAGUGGGAGGAGAUUAUCAGACCCAGACUUUGACCCGAGAGGGGCAACCGUUGUGAAGGAACCACAACCCAUUCAUCCGGCUGCGUUAUCAUACGUCUCAAAAAUUUUGGAACCAACUCGGUCAGGAAGUCUAAAUCUAGGCGCCGAUGAAGACGACGUUGACCCCUUUGAUACUUCCGCAGCAGAUAACUUCACAAGUAAUAUUGGUCCGCCAGUGACAGCAUUAGCAACAAAUCAACAACCCCCAGAUUUGAAAGCCUUGGAGGCUGAACUUCUCUAAAUCCGCACUUUGGAAUCUCAAUUGUG
Messenger RNA from Folsomia candida, 3575 nucleotides. Its product is annotated as protein stoned-A. Bases 736 to 3549 code for a protein of 937 amino acids. The record is from RefSeq and is a predicted model, not a curated record. Lineage: Eukaryota; Metazoa; Arthropoda; Collembola; Entomobryomorpha; Isotomidae. The transcript has 11 exons.